CACCUGACCAUCGCGCACGGAUACCGCAAGGCAUGGUACGCCUGGAGCCGCAUGACGCAGCAGCCGCUCACAGAGCAGCAGAUUAUCGACAACAACGAGGCCAUCACCGCGACCACUGAGCACAACGGAAAGCAAGGGCGACCUGUUACCCUCUGCGAAGUACCUGCCUACAAGACGGAUAGCGCCCCGCUGCCUUUGCUUGAAGCGUCGCCUGUCGAGCCCAAGGUCUACGCCACGAUCCAAGCGAACGCGCUAAGGAAGGUCGCCAUAAGCAAGCCCCGAGCAGCUAACCGACAAAUUGUCAUCAGCAUCGCUGACAUUCCGAGCUGCCCAGGCGACGUCCUCCACGUCGUGGCCGACGCAACCAGUGCGGCCACUAGCGACUUGGACUACGUACUGAUAGGAAUUAACAACCAGCGAACAGUUAACAACUCGGGCAGGUUCGAGAGCCACGAGACACCGCGCAAGUUCGGCACUUUGGGGAAGAACGACCUCUCCGAGAAGAGCGCCAAUAUAAUCCGCGAGUGCAUCGCCAUCGUCGGGGACUUCGCAGCCGAGUCCGACAUCCCGACGAUCGCCGUCCACGAAGGUUCGCAAGCGCUCGCGCUACCUGGAGCGCGGCGCGUCGCCGACAGCGACGAUGUCAAGGAGUGCGCCGCGAGCCAUCCAGUUUUCGGAAAGGUCGCAGUGAUCGCCAGCAACCGACUCAGCGAUGACGACUUCAUCUCCAUCUCCGAAGCCGCCGAGGACAAGCGCGAGACUGCCAUCGCCGAGGCCAUCGACUCCAUGAUCGUAUCAAGAUGGGACUUUCGAGUGGCGAGGCGGGGGCCAUCGCGUGUCAUCGCCGACCGGCGCGGCAGAUGCCGCGACCUUGACAGGCAGGAAUCUUGGCAAACGCCACGACAACAACUGGUUCCCGAAGAGCGGCAGGGCCCGCGCUACGGCGACCCGGCGGACUACUCCUGA
Messenger RNA from Prorocentrum cordatum, 966 nucleotides. The record is from the annotation of a GenBank genome assembly. NCBI's taxonomy places the organism in Eukaryota, Dinophyceae, Prorocentrales, Prorocentraceae.